AUGCUGCUUAAUUUUGUUUCAUUGACGAUGGACACAAAUGUGUGGCAGGUUCCCUCCAUCCCUGUGUACUGCAGCGUUUCUGCACCCUCUCCAACGCGGGAGCCAAGGGUUGCGCUUAUUGUUGUUCAGACGGGCUACUCUCCCGGCUGGUGCAGGAUGCAGGUGAGCUCCAUUCUUUCCCGCGUGUCUGUAACAACGAUUGGCAUGGGGGCGAAUUACACACACACAUCCCGCCCGUCGUUGCUGCUGGACUGCAUAGCUGACGAGGGCCUGCGCGAUGAGGACGUGGUGGUGGUGUUCGAUGGUGGCGACACGAUGUUCACCGGACCCCUUGGGAUAAAGCAGGCCGUGGAGGACUUUGUGGCAACAACAGCGCCCACCGCAGACGCCUUCAACGCCACGGCGGUGCAUCGAGGUGAGGCAGCAGCCCCCUUGUUGUUUGAGAGUGACCCAGUCUGUUAUGCGCCACAGAUGGAACUCAUGGUCCCAUGGGGGCCUUCCGACACAUACGAGAAAUGCGGUUGGUACUACGAACGUGUAUGGGAGGCCGCCAAGUCCUCUGCGGAUCAGCGCAUGGUGCGUUUUCUGGCGUCGGAGUACCGAUUCCUUGCUGGUGGAGGAAUGGUGGGGCGUGUGUGGGCAUUUCGAGAGGCGUACAAAGCAUAUGCGAGCCUUUUGGCGACGAGUGAUAAAUGGUGGUGUGACCAGAGCAUCUGGUCGCUGUUGCAUGUGUGGAGCGUGACCCGGGACACGAAUGUGACUGCCGAUUUCCGCAUACGAUAUGGUCUUCUGAGUCUUGACUACAACAACUCCUUCUUUCUCACACCGCGUUUCGGGGCCUUUGGGUCCCCGGCGUUGUACCACUUUCCCGGGCCCCCUUACUUGUGGGACAAAAUGCCUACACUGCUGAACCGCACAACGUGGGUGGACUGGCUGCGUUAUUCCCCUGACGUCAUGAAUGAGACCAGGGAUUUUGUGCAGAAUGCCACUGUGAAAAUAUACGACGCCGAUCGGAAGGCAAAAACGAUUCCCUUUCCUGAAGUCUGCUCGUUGAACGACGUUCUUAAUCCUGAAUGGUUGGUCCUUCCGCUGCGUAAAUAA
This is a messenger RNA of Trypanosoma cruzi, 1101 nucleotides long. RefSeq names its product expression site-associated gene (ESAG-like) protein, putative. The record is from RefSeq and is a predicted model, not a curated record. Bases 1 to 1101 code for a protein of 366 amino acids. The transcript has a single exon. NCBI's taxonomy places the organism in Eukaryota, Euglenozoa, Kinetoplastea, Trypanosomatida, Trypanosomatidae.